AUGAGCCUUCUGCUUCAAAAAUGCUUUGAAGUUCAUGAAUACUGCACUGAUAUGGCUAGCAUUGAUCGAGGACCUACGGGACCUAUAGGACCGCCGGGACCAAGGGGUAGACCUGGUCAGAUGGGACCACCUGGAAUCAGAGGACCAAUGGGAAAAUCUGGAAUUCAGGGUCCGCAAGGGCCACCAGGGCCGCCAGGGAAGUCAGCUGUUUGUUCAGAUUGCCCAGUACCAGACGAGUUACUUCUGAAGGCACGUGAGGAAUGCCCCAAGGUCGAAGAAAUGCAGUGUCCUGCAGAAGUUUCCUUAGACGGGGAUGGCUCGCCACGGCUGGUUGAAAAGCAUAUUCCGCGCUUUUUAGAACUGAUGCUUGACGAAGCUAACUUGACGGAUACUGUAGACUCUUGCCUUCGCGUGUGCUUGUCUAAUAUAACGGACCUUGCCAAAAAACUUACCACCCAGGCGACCACCGACAUUUCCUACAUCGAAACAGCGAUUGCUCACUGCCAGCUGGAGUCAGUAAACCGCCCAAUAUUUCAUGCUCACGCAAAAACAUUUUAUGGAGCCUGGAUGCGAGACGCUUAUCCAAGGGAUGGGCAGGAAAUGUUGAAGCGUUGGAUUGCAAAACAUUUUCAUGGUGAAACUUUGGAAGAGUAUGCUAAUGAAUCUGAUAUUCGAAAAGAACUUGUCUAUAAAAUACACCAACUACCUUACCCAUAUGAAGGUACAAAUUCAGUAUACUUUAAUGGUUCAUUUUAUUAUCAUCGUUCUGGUUAUCCACGAAUUGCCAGAUAUGAAGUCAACACAAAAAGAUAUAGUGAAGUUAACAUUGACGAUGCUGCAUAUCGUGGCAACCAGUACCUAUUUAACACAUCGCUCAGUUAUUUUGAUUUGGCAAUCGAUGAAACCGCUUUGUGGGUUUUGUUCCACUAUGAAGAUGCAGACUUUUUGAGCGUCGCAAAACUGGACAUCAAUAAUUUAACAAUCUAUGAUACACGAAAUUUAACAUUGAUAAACCAUACUGAAGUUGCAAAUGGUUUUGUUAUUUGUGGUGUUAUUUACUUGGUGGCCAGCUCCUAUGAGUCACGCAGUGAAAUUAUUGUUGCCUACGAUUUUUUCGCUGAUCGAUACCGUCAACCGAAUAUUUUAUGGACCAAUCUGUAUAGAAAUUCUAACAUGAUUGCCUAUAAUCCAUAUGACAAACUAAUUUAUAUAUACGAUCAUGGAUACCUGUUAGCGAGCCAUACAAAAAUUAAAUGGCGUUCUUAG
This is a messenger RNA of Enterobius vermicularis (human pinworm), 1266 nucleotides long. Lineage: Eukaryota; Metazoa; Nematoda; Chromadorea; Rhabditida; Oxyuridae. The record is from the annotation of a GenBank genome assembly.